Messenger RNA from Striga asiatica, 489 nucleotides. NCBI's taxonomy places the organism in Eukaryota, Viridiplantae, Streptophyta, Magnoliopsida, Lamiales, Orobanchaceae. The record is from the annotation of a GenBank genome assembly.
AUGAGCGGCACACCUGUGGAAUUUCCGCAACAUACUGCCGCAGAUUCACUUAAUUUGACCGAGUUAACCCAGAAACUGGACACACACGAUAAAAGAAAAAUACAGUCGACAAUUGAUGGAUUGGAAUUACAAAGAUAUAGGAGAAAUGCCUUGAGAAGAUCAAGAGUGUCCACUGCCAUUCUGCCUUUACUGGGCAGCCCGAGUCGAACUUCAUUCCUCUCGUGCUUCUUACCCACAUUCCCGUUAACCACAGUAGCUGGCGAUGCCACCGAGCAACAUGAGACGAAUUUCAGGGAGGAGGAAUCGCUCAAACGGUACGAUGGUGUUUGGAAUGACGGGGUUGAACCAAGCGGGCGUUGCAGGAAAACUGUUCGUACCAAAGCCAUUUCUACGAAUUUAUCCUCGCUCUCGCACUCUGUCACUGUGGAGAAACUGUUGAACCAGGCGAUCUCCAACCGUCCACCGCCAUUGUAUUCCAAACAAGUAUAA